GCUCAGAACCAAUUUGAUUCGGCUAUCAAGGAGCAGCGUAUGAAGCGUCUUCAUUUCUUAUUAGAAAAGUCAGGUGCCUAUGCAACCAUUUUGGGUCGUAAAUUGGAAAGGCAGCAAGAAGAAGCUCGUGAAAGGGCUGCACAGAUAGAGGCAUCAGAAACUCCAGACGAACCAGAAGAUCAACCAAAGCGUGGAAAAUCGCGUCGGACACGUGCUGCUCCUCCUUUGGGCCAAGCGGCAAAGAAGAGAAAGAUCACGGACGCUGAUUAUCAGUUAACUGACUAUAUUGGAGACGAGGAUAUCAAAAAAUCUAAAGUAACAGAUGGAGAUGUGAAUAAGGCCAUCAUGGAAGAAGAAAAUAAAACAGAUGAAAGCAAGAUUAAACCAACCAUCUCAGCACGUCAACCCGCUCUUGUCACCGGAGGUGUCCUUCGAGAUUAUCAACUUGCAGGUGUAGAAUGGCUGAUUAGUUUAUGGGAGAAUGGAUUAAAUGGAAUCCUUGCUGAUGAGAUGGGUCUAGGAAAGACCCUUCAGACGAUCAGUUUUAUUGCACACUUAAAGUCUAUGAAAGUAGCCGGGCCUUAUCUUAUCGUGGCACCUCUCUCCACAUUAGCCAAUUGGGUGAAUGAAUUCAAGCGUUUUACGCCAACGAUCAAUGUUCUGCUCUAUCACGGAACCAAAGAAGAAAGACAGCACAUGAUUAAUAGAAAGAUGUCUAAAAAGAAAGAAACAUCCUUUGAGUUCCCAGUGAUCGUCACGAGCUAUGAAAUUGUGAUGAAUGAUCGUAAAUAUUUGCAACGAUACAAUUGGAAAUACAUUGUAGUUGACGAAGGCCAUCGUAUUAAAAACAUGAAUUGUAGAUUGAUUAGAGAAUUAAAGUCCUAUGCGAGCGCCAAUCGUUUAUUGUUGACAGGAACACCUCUGCAGAACAACUUGGCCGAACUGUGGAGUUUGUUGAACUUUUUGUUGCCUGAUAUCUUUGAUGAUUUAGACAUGUUUGAUUUCUCAGACAUUAAUAACAAGAGUGGACAGGAUCGUAUUAUAAAAGAAGAAGAAGAAGACAAGAUUGUGACUAGUUUGCAUACGAUAUUGAAGCCAUUUUUACUGAGAAGACUAAAGACAGAUGUCGAACACUCAUUACCAAAAAAGAAAGAGUACCUUUUAUAUGCACCCUUAACACAACCACAAAAGAACCUUUAUGAUGCUAUCAUUAAGCGUGAUUUACGUGAUUACUUGCUCAAGAGAAAGAUUUCAUUACCAGAUAAAGAACAACAGGAUCGUAGAGCAACCAAGGCAAUAGACUACAAAGAAAAAUCAGAUAGACAAUACUUUGCAGAACUAGAAAAGAAAAACAAUGCACAAUCAUUACAAGAAGAGAGUGAAGCCAAAUUGAAGCGCGCUGAAUUUGAAAGUGCCGUCAAACAGGUCAACAGUUUACACCUCCAGAAUUUAGUUAUGCAACUACGAAAGGUGUGUAACCACCCCUUUUUAUUCGACUGGCCGCUUGACCCCAAGACGAAUGCUCCUGUGCUCAACAAUGACCUUGCUGCUCAAUCGGGUAAAGUACUACUACUGGAUCGUCUUUUGACUGCCUUGUUUGAAAGAGGGCACAAGGUCUUGGUCUUUUCUCAAAUGACCAAAAUGCUGGAUAUCUUGGAGGAUUGGGCCACAGACAUCAAAGGUUGGAAGAUCUGUAGGUUGGAUGGAAGUGUGCCCCAAGAGAGCAGACGUCAGCAGAUUGAAGAGUUUAGCGACCCCAAGAGUGAUACGAUGCUCUUUUUACUUUCCACUCGUGCUGGUGGCCUUGGUAUCAACCUUACAGCAGCUGAUACGGUUGUGAUAUUUGAUAGUGAUUGGAACCCUCAAAUGGAUCUUCAAGCACAAGAUAGAGUUCAUCGUAUCGGACAGACGAAACCCGUGUUAAUCUAUAGAUUGGUGGCAGCCAAGACAGUAGAAGCCAAGAUAUUGGAAAAGGCAACGGCCAAACGUCGAUUAGAAAAAUUAGUGAUUAGUAAAGGUAAAUUCAAGUCGCCUGUAUCAGCCGAUGGCAACAAGAAACAAGAAAGUUCUGUACGUGAAUUAGCAGAGAUAUUAGCUUCUGAAGAUGGAGAGCAAGUUCAGAUUGUUGCUGAAGGAGAUAAAGUCAUUUCUGAUGCAGACCUUGAGAAGCUCUUGGAUAGAAGCCCAUCUGUAUUCGAAACCAAGAAUACAAGUGAGACGAACCAGUUUAGAGAAAUGGAUUCAUCCGAAUUACAAGAUACUAAAAAUGAAAUUCUUGCUACUCGUUCAUAA
Rhizopus microsporus ATCC 52813 is the source of this 2292-nucleotide messenger RNA. RefSeq lists its product as uncharacterized. Gene Ontology annotation, molecular function: ATP binding; chromatin binding; ATP-dependent chromatin remodeler activity. The annotation marks the transcript as partial. Gene Ontology annotation, cellular component: nucleus; pericentric heterochromatin. NCBI's taxonomy places the organism in Eukaryota, Fungi, Mucoromycota, Mucoromycetes, Mucorales, Rhizopodaceae. Gene Ontology annotation, biological process: lymphocyte proliferation; negative regulation of gene expression via chromosomal CpG island methylation; DNA methylation-dependent constitutive heterochromatin formation. The transcript is spliced from 5 exons. The record is from RefSeq and is a predicted model, not a curated record.